This is a messenger RNA of Nematocida major, 522 nucleotides long. RefSeq lists its product as uncharacterized. The record is from RefSeq and is a predicted model, not a curated record. Lineage: Eukaryota; Fungi; Microsporidia. Bases 1 to 522 code for a protein of 173 amino acids. The transcript has a single exon.
AUGGAUGAUGACUGGGAGUUUUUGAGAAGGCCUAGCACCGCCGCGCCGCCCAGAAAGCAGGAAACAGUUUCUUUUCGGGUGGUUUUUGGCGGGACAGAAAAAGAGUGCGAGCUGCUUUCUUCGGACACAUUUGAAAGCGUGUAUGAGCACUAUGAGGGAAGGUUUGGCAUUUCCAUAGUUUUGGAGUGCAACGGGGUGUCUCUGUCCCGGUAUGCAAAGGCGAAGGUUUUGCUGAAGGGCUGCGGCGCGCCCGUUCUGAAAGUUGUUGUGCCUGAAGACGCGCCAGCGCGCGUAGAGCAUGUUGUGUACAAAAUACGCUACAGUCAGUACGAGUGCAUACAAGUAGAGAAGAAAAACAUGCAGACGGCCGGGGACCUGCUCAGAGCGGCCCAGAAGAGCCUUUCCACGCUUCCCAGGAUAGAAGCCGCCUAUCUGGAAUUUGAUGGGGCUGUUUUGGAAGAGACACAGGAGCUAGACAGCGUUCUUGAAAAUGGAGACUUGAUAGACUUGCUUAGAAAAUAA